CAAGUUCAUCAGCAUCAACACGUGAAAACACCAACCGGAAAUAAACAUGAGCUCUUCACUGUCCCUGAUGAUUCAGCAGCUUCUCUCCCGCCACUAAUAACCAUUUAAAACUUCUCCACCCGGGACCCCGGAGCUGUCUAUCCUCCAGCAUUGGCUUCCUCCGAGCAUCACAGCCCCCAGCAGCAGCAGCAACGUCAGCCCGGCAAGAGCGCCUCUCCGCGGGACUCAGUAGCGGAGAGCGGCUCGGUCUCCCCGCGGGAACAGUGCGGUGCUCAGGAGCUCCAAGAGCGGCUGCGCUCCACACCUGCCUCCGCCUCUCCUUCCUCCGGAGAGAUGGCAGCGACCAAAGCGGAGCUGCUCCUGUCCACCCUGCAGAUCUCUGACCCGCUGGCCGGCUUCCUGCCGCCGCUGUCCCCGCUGGACGGGUACCCGAAGCUGGAGGAGCUGCAGAUGCUGCUGCAGAGCGCCGCGGCCGGAGGCUCACUGAUGGCCGCGUCGGCGGCGGAGGGAGCCGGACUGCUGAGCGGAGAGUCCGGGGAGUACGGAGACUCUUUGUCGGAGAUCCCGGACCUGCAGAGUCUCCCCCGCCUCACCCCUCUGGCGUACAGUGGCCGCUUCACCUUUGAGCCAUCGGCCUGUGGCGGCGGCGGCGGUGGCGGCGGCCUGUGGGCUGAGCCUCUGCUCAGCCUGUUCACGGGGUUGGUCAGCAUGGCGGCUCCUCCCCCUGCGGCCUGCAGCCUCUCCUGCUCUUCAUCAUCAGUGACAUCAUCAUCAUCGUCACUGUCGCAUCCGAGCUUCAGCUCCGCCCAGAUCAGUUGUGGCUCUGACGUCACCUCAGUCUUCUCUGCCACGCCCACAUACUCCACCGCCACCGCUUCCAACCUCCUCCUCCCCCUUGCGGACUCCCAGCCGGCGCCCCAGGCCUUCCAGCCUCAGGGCCCCCCUCCCGCCUACCCCACCCCCACCUCCAAGCUCGGCCUCCAGCCGCCCCCCCUGGCAGUGCCCAUGAUCCCGGACUACCUCCUGUCUCAGCAGCAGGACGCCGAGCUGCUUCAGGACCAGAAGCCCGUGCUGCCGCAGAGUCUGAACACGCUGCUGCAGCCUCCACUCACGCCACUCUCCACCAUCAAAGCCUUCUCCUCGCAGAUCCAGACCCCGCCUCAGGGCUCCGCCUACCAGCCCCCGCUCACCAAGUCAGGCCGGAUCAGGAAGUCCCCCACGGGCCGACAGUGCAAGACGCCACCUAACGAGCGUCCGUAUGUCUGUCCCGCCGACGGCUGCGACCGCCGCUUCUCCCGCUCCGACGAGCUGACGCGCCACGUGCGCGUGCACACGGGCCAGAAGCCGUUCCAGUGUCGCAUCUGCAUGCGCAGCUUCAGCCGCAGCGACCACCUGACCACGCACAUCCGCACGCACACCGGAGAGAAGCCGUUCGCCUGCGCCGAGUGCGGACGCAAGUUCGCUCGCAGCGAUGAGCGCAAGAGGCACGCCAAGAUCCACCAGAGGCAGCGUGACCGCAGGACUGACAGGAGCUCCGCCUCCUCCUCUGCCAAGACCCCCACCUACUCCUCCCCUCCCAUCUCCUCCCCCUGCUCCUCCUACUCCUCUCCCGCUCAUAGCUCCUCCUCCCCUGCUGCCUCACUCCUCCCCUCCUCCUCCUCUUUCCCCUCCCUCAGCGUGCAGGCCGCCUCCCCCUGCUUCACCUCCUCCCCCUCCUCGCUGUCACACAUCUACACCUCCUCACCGUCCCCCCACCUCUACUCCUCCUCCUGCUCCUCUCCGAUGGGGAGUCCUCAGUCGGAGCUCCCCUCCCCCCACAGCUCCAACAUCUGCUGACAGACAGGAGGUCCACCUGUGCCAUGGUGACCUUUGACCUCAGACUGACUCUCCGCCUCAACAUGAACAUUUUCACAAAACACAGCAGACUGUUGGAGUGUGACGAGGUCAAAGGUCAGAGGUCAACGUGUCGUCUCCGUCCAUCAGACAAUUCUCUCUCUGCAGACGUCUUCACGUCGCCGUCGAGUCAAACAUGUCGUCUGUCGGAGAAACUGCUGAUUGAAGAGACGUGACUGAGUGACUGUUUAUCUGUACAUAUGUUUACAUGUAACAUACAUGAAGAUGUACAUAGUAUCUACCUACUGAGUAGGUUCUGGGACGUUUGUAUGUUUACAUCCAGGUCAGUUUGAUUUUAUACUGAACGUGUUUUGAAGC
Messenger RNA from Seriola dumerili (greater amberjack), 2211 nucleotides. RefSeq names its product early growth response protein 1-like. Gene Ontology annotation, biological process: regulation of transcription by RNA polymerase II. Gene Ontology annotation, molecular function: DNA-binding transcription factor activity, RNA polymerase II-specific; RNA polymerase II cis-regulatory region sequence-specific DNA binding. The transcript is spliced from 2 exons. The record is from RefSeq and is a predicted model, not a curated record. Bases 334 to 1836 code for a protein of 500 amino acids. Lineage: Eukaryota; Metazoa; Chordata; Actinopteri; Carangiformes; Carangidae.